Molecule: messenger RNA, 3368 nt
Organism: Anopheles aquasalis
Lineage: Eukaryota; Metazoa; Arthropoda; Insecta; Diptera; Culicidae
Product: insulin-like peptide receptor
Molecular function (GO): protein binding
Source: RefSeq, a predicted model, not a curated record
AUGGUUCUUAGUACCGUCCGGAAGGUGAGACCGGUGCGAUCUCGUGCUCGCGCGAUCCUCGGCAGUAUGGAACGUUCCACCUGUUGUAGCUUGACCGUGCUUCUGUUUGGCAUGUGCUGCUGCAUGCAGCUGCUAGUGGACGGUGUCAACGUUAGCAUUUCGAACCAAACGAUCCAACCGGUGAACGGCGGGAGUGUGUUAUCGGUGACAGAGAAGCUCCCGGCCGGGAGGAACGUGUCCGAUCCGGAGGAGAAUGAUAACUGUACGGAUGUCGACAUCCGGAACGAUCUGCACCGGUUGCGACAGAUUGAGAACUGUACCGUGAUCAACGGGUUCUUUCACAUGGUGCUGAUCGAACGUGUACCCAGUGAGGAGUUUGAUCGAUAUGUCUUCACGAAGCUGAGAGAGGUCACGGGUCAUAUGCUAUUCUUUCGCGUCAUCAAUCUCGUCUCGCUGCGCAAGAUGUUUCCAAAUCUGAUGAUCAUCCGCGGCCAGCAACUACUCGGACCGUACGCACUGGUGUUCUACUACAUGACCAACAUGAUCGAGAUUGGGCUGAAGAAUCUGUACUCGAUCCAGCGUGGUGCCGUCUUCUCGCUGCACUGUCCACUGCUGUGCCAUCUGGAUACGAUCAAUUGGACCGCCAUAGCCAACGGUACGAAGAUGAUGAACUCCUUCGAAACACCGAAGACGGUGUGCAACAAGGCGGAGGUGUGCCGUGGCUGUGAGCAACCGUUCUGCUGGGGAAGCCAAAAUUGUCAAAAGUUUUACAAAGGCCAUAACUUCAAUGGACGGAUCAAGUGCCAUGCCGAAUGUUUGGGCGGUUGCGUUGGAAACAAGUCUUCCGAGUGUCUCGUGUGCCGUGGCUGGAAGGAGGGAGAUCAAUGUGUAUCCGAGUGUUCCGCGGAACGCUUACAGUUUCGGCUCACGAAUCGUUGCAUCACGGUCGACAGUUGCCUGCGUCGUGGUGGGUUGCUGCAUGGCCAAGAGUGUGUGCUCCAGUGCCCGGCCGGUUACAGUCCGACGAAUGUGGAUGAGGAGGUGGCCGAUUUUUCCUUACGCCGCUGUUUCCCGUGCGAACCGAGCUGCCCAAAAGUGUGCCCCGGUGCGGUGAUCAUGUACCUGUCGGACGCGGACCGGCUGCACGGUUGCACCAUCGUCAACGGUACGCUGCAUAUUCGAAUGAGCGAAGAUCACCCGAACCUGGAGGGUGAACUACAGUCCCGGCUCGGUGCGAUCGAGGACAUUAUGGGAAUUCUGAAGGUGUUCCGCUCGAAUUAUAUUGCCUCGCUGGACUUUCUCACCAACCUGAAGAUCAUCCACGGGCUCUACACGACGGACAAUUCCAACUUUUCGCUGAUGGUGUAUGAGAAUAGCAACCUGCAGCGACUGUGGAACUUUGAGAAGAAACACUCGCUCCAACUAGUGUCCCGGGGCGUGUACUUCCGUAACAAUCCGAUGCUCUGCACUCACCAGAUCCAGCUGCUGUUGGGGUUGACGAACCACAACACCAAGAACGACACGAUCGUGUGGGCCUCGAACGGAUAUCAGCAGGCGUGCACCGUAAAGUCCUUUACGGCCAAAGCUGCGGUACAGUCGGCACGCAAUGUGACGAUCGUGUGGUACAACAACGAACAGGCUAACCGCACAACGGGUGGUAACAGUAGCCAGGCGGAUAAUCACGGUCGGCAUCAGUUACUCGGCUAUCUCAUCUUCUACAUGCGCCUAAACCAGAACCGAUCCUCCGCGUACGAAGGGAGCGAUGUUUGUUCUAGGUACGGCUGGCGAUCACGCUUCGUGGCACUCGACAAGGCGAUCGUUCGCGGUACUCACUACAUGUACAAUCUGACCCGCCUGAAACCGUACACCCGGUACGCGUUCUACGUGCGCACGUACUACAACGAGUCACUCAACAGUACGGCCGAAGAGGUGGGCCUGUCGGAUGUGCGCGAGUUUACGACGAAAAAGGAUAGACCCACGUCCCCGUUGCAUCUGCACACGAAGCGCAAAACCAAUCACACGGUAACGCUCGGCUGGAAGCUGCUCGCCACGGAGCGGGACAUGGUAACGCGGUAUCAUAUCGAUGUGUUCAUACAACCGGAUGAAGCGGAUCGGCUCGAUCAGCGUAAUUACUGUCACGAUCCGUUCGAGUACGGCGGCGGUGGUGGAACGAUGGAUGGUGGCACGACGACGGAACCGUUGAUUGUGACGCUCUGCAGUGAGGAGUACUGCUGUGAGGUGGAGGAUCUCGAUGGUGAUGAUGAGGACGAUGGCAUUGACGACGAGGAGGAUGAGGAGGACGAUAACGAGGAAGAUGGAGAGCAGCGGGGGCAGAUGUACGAAGGGUCCGGCCAGGGUGACGAUGGCCCGCAAGUAGAUGAAACUGGCCGUAACUGGGGCCGUCGUAGGAAGCGUUUUAUCGGUGAUUGGUGGACUGGCUCGGCUAGUAUGGAAUCGUCUGAUCGUGGGUUCGAGAUGAUGAUGCUUCGUUUCCAGCGUGGUGAGGAUGAAGAAACCGUGCAUCGGCAUGAUAACGAAUUUGGGGCAGCCCGGUGGAUCCGGGAUACGGGCGCAAAGCAGUCGGAUAACACGUUCGUCAAUCGCAUCUACAGCUACGGGUUCGAAAGUGCGACGAAUGAGUUUACCGUGACGAAGCUGCAACCGUAUCGCCAUUACGUGUUUCAGCUGUUUGCCUGCGCGGUCGACGAGGAAAAGGUAAAGUGUAGCUCGUACAGUCUGCACUCGGAGCGCACACUACCGUCACCGCUUUACGAUCAGCUGGAGCUGCGAGUGGGACCAGCUCGCGGUGUUACCGCGGCCAUUGUCCGUGGUAGUGCGUUGGUGUUGCACUUUGCCGAACCAAAGAUGGCUAAUGGACUCACGUUGGCGUACUAUGUCGAACUGCGGUCAACGAACGAUACGAUCGGCAUUAAUCGCACGGAAUGCAUUACACGAUCGGAGCAUGCACUCCAGAAGGGUCGCUAUACGUUCACCAAUGUACCACCGGGAGAGUAUCUGGUACGGGCACAAGCCGUCUCACUGGCCGGUGCAGGACCACCGACCGAGUGGCUGUUUGUGUUGGUGCUCCCGUCUAGCGGGGACGAGGAUUCUGGUGGCCAUAUUCCUCCCAGCGACACCAAGGUUCACAGUUUGAGGGAUGGACUGAUUGCCUUCGGUGUGUUGCUGGUGCUGGCUCUCAUAACGGCCGCUGGAUACUGCUGGUGGUCAAGGAAGAUGGGGGUCUGCCGGUUCGGUGGUUCCGAUGAUAAGGUUCCACUUGCCGAGAACGAUGCCAACGAGCAGAAUGCGCCGGCUGAUGAUGGGUUUGUUAACUGUUCGUUGAAAUAAUAAAACAGCACCACAAGAAG